AGCUAACAAGCUAGCAGCUGUUUACAGCAGCUAAGAAGCUAACAGCUGUUUACAGCAGCUAAGAAGCUAACAAGCUAGCAGCAGCUCCCCAGCAGCAGAGGAAGCAGCCAUGGCUCAGGCCGGAGCUCACCUGACGUCCACCGCCGGGAACGAGCAGCCGUCCAUCUUCGAGGUCCUGGCACAGGAGACUCUGAUGGACGCACUGAAACCUGCUCUGAGACACGCCCUCAAGGUCCUGGCAGAGUGCAGCCCGUCUCGUUUUGGCGUUCUGUGGCGACGCUUUGAUGAGCUCUACCUGCUGCUGGACCUCCUCCUCCAGAACCACUUCCUGUCUCACUGCAGCUCCUCCUUCUCUGAGACCUGACCUGGCGCUGGUUUCCGAUUUCAGUCCUCCUGUCACUGCACAAGAACUCGCCUGUCGCUUCUCCUUCUGUGCGUGGUGCCGUACCUGCGGGCCAAGCUGGAGGCGACGCUGGCGAAGCAGAGGGACGAGGAGGACUUCUCCAUCCAGCUGGCGCGGUCCAGGGGCCGGAGGCUGUACCGGGCGGCGGUGGCAGCUUACCCGUACGUCAGCUCAGCCUGGCAAGCCUGGGUCUUCGGCCAGCAGCUGCUCUUUGUCUUCGGAGUCUCUAAGACCCACAGUCCUCUGCUGUGGUUCGCCAGGGUGAGACUGGCACGACUCAACGCCCAAGAUAUCAGAGACAUGGAGCUGAAGAGCGGCGACGCUACCGACCUCACGGACAAGAGCCUGGUGUUGAGGGCGUGGUGGUUGAUGUCACAGGCUGCGAGGGGCGUGGCCCUCUCCCUCUCCACCUCCCUGUCCAUGGGCGUCUUCUUCCUGCAGUUCCUGGAGUGGUGGUACUCCUCCGACAACCAGAGCACCGUGAAAACACUCACCUCCCUGCCUGCUCCUCCGCCCCCCCUCCACCUGCAGGAGGAGGCUCCAUCGGUCCCGGCGAAGCUCAGCGAAGAAACUCCUCCGGGCUCCGACGGCAGGAACUGUCGUCUUUGCCGAAGACUCUGCACCAACUCCACGGUCCUGUCGACCUCGGGCUUCGUGUUCUGUUACCGCUGCGUCUACAUGUACGUGAAAGCAAAGCGCCGCUGCCCGGUCACUGGAUAUCCCACCGAACUGCAGCACCUCAUCAAGAUCUACUCACCGGAGAGCGGGUGACGGGUUUCUGACUUUAAAGGGAACAGUGAACUUUUAAAAAACGCUGAGCAGUUGACGACGAGUUCUCGAGCUGAACGUUGAGAAGCUGCAGGGAGAAGAACAAUGUUUUCACUUUUGUACACAAUGGACUCUGCACCUUUCUGCCAGUGAUAUGAGCGGAUUUAGAUGUGAAGCCUAAAUUCUAUUAAAUACUAAAUAUUCAAAAAAUCUACAAUAAAUCUGUGUUAAUAAAAAAUGUAUCUGAUCUAGUGAUUCCAGAUCUGCUGAGUUAGCAUGAAGCUAACAGUCUGCUAGCUGUAGCAUCAUAUUUAGUAAACAGACAUGAUAUUAAUCUCUCAUCUGAGAAAGGAAAUAAAAGCAUUUGACCAGAUUAUUGAUCUAUAUCCAUAACAAUCGUUCCCUGAAGUUGACAUCAUGUGAAACACUGAGGGAACUGAAACGUCAGUGAAUUGCUUUAUUGAGUUUCCAGACAAGUUCAACAACAGGCCCACUUUAAAAAAACAAAGGAACAGAAUCAGGAUCAACGUCACAACAUUACAGUGAGACUAAUAAAAAAGGGCUUCGUCGAAACGUCCACAAACCCUGAAAUGAAACUGGAGAAUCACAAGAGUCACUUUCCCUUUUCAAGCUCUUGCAACACUGAGGACGAGAGGAAAAAAGGGCUUAAGUUCGAAAAGGGGACAAAUAUAAUCAUCAAUAAUAGUCACAGUAAUAGAUUGCUCGAAUAGCGUGUAUUGCACAUGUGUACACAUAUAUGCACUUUUAUAUACAUGUGAGUCAGAAAGAAUUAAACACGUAUCGUCGCAACAGGAAAGGAUCUGGAUUCAACGACAGCACAGACGAAGAAGAGUCAGGAAUGUGCUUGUGAUCAGCUCCGACAGGAACUGCUUCAAACUGUUCAGUCUGUCACGAGGGGGGGGGGGCAGAGAGAGAGAGAGAGCGUCUCCCUCAGGAAGAGGGAGGUCAAACAGCGGAGGGGACAGCUCCGACCCCCUCAACCAAUCACAGCAGGACACUACAUGUACACCACAGUAUCAAACAUAUCAAGAAAUGUACAGUAUGAACUCAUGUAGCAAAAAGUGUGAGUGUGUGUGUGUGCGACAGUAAAGCUGUGCAGCCUCUGGACUGGGGAAGUGACCGACAACACAAACAUCACACUGUGUCAACACCACUCAUUGUGUUGCUUUAAAUGUUCAGAGCCUGUGAUACAACCUCACUCCACAAACUGUGUGUGUGUCCUCCAGCAGCCACCAAAUCUGAACAGUUACAGUUACUCUUGUGUUUGUCGCACUCUGGACAUUUAUUGUGUUGCUCUUUGACAGAAGUAGUUGUGCGACGACAGGAAACACACGUCACCGGUCACCACAUGAAACAGACGUGAUUAUCACACUGUGCCUUUGAUCUGCUUGAUGCUCUCAGUGUGUAAUAAACUUGUGUAAUGCUUUAAA
Molecule: messenger RNA, 2622 nt
Organism: Hippoglossus stenolepis (Pacific halibut)
Lineage: Eukaryota; Metazoa; Chordata; Actinopteri; Pleuronectiformes; Pleuronectidae
Gene: pex12
Product: peroxisomal biogenesis factor 12
Biological process (GO): protein monoubiquitination; protein import into peroxisome matrix
Cellular component (GO): peroxisomal membrane; peroxisomal importomer complex
Molecular function (GO): protein binding; zinc ion binding; ubiquitin-protein transferase activity
Source: RefSeq, a predicted model, not a curated record